Molecule: messenger RNA, 855 nt
Organism: Exophiala aquamarina CBS 119918
Lineage: Eukaryota; Fungi; Ascomycota; Eurotiomycetes; Chaetothyriales; Herpotrichiellaceae
Exons: 2
Coding region: 1-855 (284 amino acids)
Cellular component (GO): membrane
Source: RefSeq, a predicted model, not a curated record
AUGGCCCAACUCAAACCUCUCGAAGGAGGAGAUUAUUACCUGUGGAAAUAUCUCCCAUCCCUUCCAGCAUCCAUCAUAUUCAUCGUCUUAUUCACAGCUCUCACUAUCGCGAUAUGCUGGCGAAUGGCAAGGACAAGAUCCUGGUUUUGCAUUCCGUUCGCGAUUGGUGGAUUAUUCGAGAUCAUUGGAUAUGUGACCCGUACCUACGCGCGAGACCACACAGACAAGAUUCCACCCUAUGCCGUCCAGAAUACUGGAAUUCUUCUCGCACCUGUUUUCUUCGCUGCGUCGAUAUACAUGGUUCUGGGUCGGACCAUUCGAGCUGUACACGGUGAACGCUUCUCUAUUGUACGACCAACGUGGUCAACUAAGAUAUUAGUAACCGGUGACAUCCUCUCAUUACUAGUGCAAGCUGGAGGUGCAGGCUUGAUGGUGUCAUCAAAAAAUCGAGACAUGGGCGAGUACAUAGUCAUUGGCGGGCUGUUCAUCCAACUUGGCGUUUUUGGCUUCUUCAUUAUUUACACCGCCGUCUUCCACAACAGGAUGAAGAAGUAUGAUACAGCAGAAUCUUCCCACCAGGGAUUCGUUCCGUGGAGAAAGAUGGUGAGCAUGCUAUAUGCUUGUAGCGUUCUUAUUGUCAUCCGUUCGGUCUUCCGAGUUAUUGAAUACAUCAUGGGCCAGGACGCAUAUCUACUCUCGCACGAGUGGACAAUGUAUGUCUUUGACGCCGUGCUGAUGUGGGCCGUCAUGGUCAUCUUCUUCGUCUGGUUCCCUCAAGGACUGCAGCCUAAGAAGGUUGAUAGCAUUGACAUGGUUGGCCCAAGUCUUGCAUCUGAUGAUGACCCGAAGGCCUAA